Messenger RNA from Stylophora pistillata, 3953 nucleotides. RefSeq names its product glutamate receptor ionotropic, kainate 2. NCBI's taxonomy places the organism in Eukaryota, Metazoa, Cnidaria, Anthozoa, Scleractinia, Pocilloporidae. Gene Ontology annotation, molecular function: ligand-gated monoatomic ion channel activity; signaling receptor activity. Gene Ontology annotation, cellular component: membrane. The record is from RefSeq and is a predicted model, not a curated record. Gene Ontology annotation, biological process: monoatomic ion transport.
UUAGACGGAAAAUGUUGAUGCUAUCUGUUGGAUAAUUGAUGGGAGUCUUAAAAGUCUACCCAUUCGUUUUUUCCCUAAAUGAUGGCUAUUUACUGAGGUGGUUCGAACGGAGCUUCCUAAACAGUCAUGUCUGCGUCUCGGACGAGUCUUGAGCGUUCGCCUUUCUUGACGCUUCUGUUGGUAUUUAUAGUUACUUCCUCAACUCAUGGAGUGACUGAAAUAUCAAUAGGAGCAGUCUUUUCUAAAGAGCCUGGUGAGAAUACAACGAUUGAAGAACAAGCUUUUAGACUCGCCAUUGAUCAUUUAAAUGAAAAGUACGCGGAUAUUAAAUUGAAAGCCUUGGUGAAGAGUGCGAACCCGUUGGAUGAUUUUGAGAAUAUUGAAAAAGUUAACAGUUUGCUAAGCAGUAACAUCUCAAUUCUUAUUGGUCCAAUGGAAACUUCUGCCGUAAUUGCCACCCACCCUCUGUGUAGCCGAGCAAGUGUCCCUCAGAUAGCUCCGCUGACCAGUCUUGAAAUGAUUUCCGAAGAUGGUAGUGGUUUGAACUACUUAUUGCGUAUGAGCCCCACAGAGAAGCUGAAAGCCAAAGUGAUAGCAGGAAUAAUUGAGAACUACAAAUGGGAAACGAUGGCUGUGCUAGGAUAUCAAAAUAAAGAAGCUCCUGAAGGUCACUCCAGCUUUCGUUUGAUUGCCAGUGAAAAUGAAUGGAAUGUGGUUAAGGCAACUCUUAUCUCGCCUGAUCCAGGUGGGAGAGAAGGAGAUCUGUUGACGGCAUUAACGGUUAUUACGAGUUUGAAAGAAUCUCAAAGCACUCGCCUUGUGGUCGUGUUCUUUCCUGCGUGGGCUGUGGAAAAAUGGAUGAAGCUGGUAAAAAGCAAACUGGAUACGGAUAUGGGAAACUGGACAUGGAUAUUUUCAAAUUUUGGGAAUCGAAAGGAAGACCUUCUCAGCAGUGACUCUGGUGAUAUACCAAACUACAUGCACGGACUGCUUGGUAUCAGACCGACCGUGGGUAAAGGCACCCGCUUUGAGCAGUUCAAAAAUGCAUGGCAGCAGCAGGUCCCGGGAAAGGAGAUAUCGGUAUCUGUAGGUCGAGUUUAUGAUUCUGUGUUAGUGGCCGCAGAGGGAAUAAAGACAGCCCUCAAAAAUGGUGUAACUUUACCACGUACCCAAACUUACCAGGGAUUCUGCAGCAGUUCGGACAAGCAGGAGGAAAACACUAGUGGAAAAGACCUAGCAAAAUAUUUGAACGAGGUCAGGGUUGAAGGUGUCAUGGGUACAAUCCAUGCCAAUGAUCCGGAUUACGCCGGUUCUGCUUACUUUGAUGUGGUAAAUCUAAGAAGCACAGGUGAAUAUAAAGUCGGGGAGUGGAAUACGACUGGGUUACAUAUGUUCGAAAACGAGAAACCAAUCUGGCCUUCAAACAGUUCAGACAAACCAUUGGACAUCCCUAAUAUCUUGAAGGGACAGACUCUUAAGAUCGCUACCAUUUUGGCUCCACCGUUUGUGAUGUGGAACAACGAAACUAAGGAGUUUGAAGGCCUGAGUAUUGAUAUUUUGGAGGAGAUAAGAAAAAGAUUGGAGUUCAACUAUAACAUAUAUGCUGUUCGUGAUGGAAGAUUUGGAGUGAAAAACAGACUCACUGGAGAGUGGAAUGGUAUCGUCAAGGACAUCAUGGACAAGAAAGCCGACAUGAGUAUUGCACCAAUGACCAUCAGCUCUGAUCGUCAAACAGUGUUAGAUUUCACACAACCGUACAUGACGUUUGGACUGGCCUUUAUGAUACGUGUCCAGGAAGUAAACGGGAACUACUUCAGAUUCUUGUUACCAUUUGAUAAAUACUUGUGGGUGGCCAUAUGCGUGUUAGUGACGGUAAUGGGCUUUUCAGUGUGGUUCUGUAGUCUCUUUAGUCCACUUGGGUAUUUUGGAAGAUGCGUUCAAGCCAAAUCGACUAAACAGCUAAAACCAGAAGACCUUAAACAAGUUGACACUCUCAGCUUAAACAACUCUAUAUGGUCGUCGUGGAAGGCGUAUGUCCGUCGCAGUGCUGAGCAUCCCAGGUCAUGGUCAGGCAAGUUGACAGUGUCUGUUUUCUGGUUCGCUGUGAUGAUCAUCAAUGCUACAUACACAGCCAAUCUGGCCGCUUAUCUCACUGUGUCCCGGAUGCAAACUCCCAUUGAAACCAUUCUGGAUUUGUCGCGUCAAACUCGUAUUGAAUAUGGAACACUCAAGGACUCGCAACUACAAACGUUUUUCCAAAAAACAGAUGUUCCCAGUUAUCUAGUGAUGGGACAGUUCAUGGAGCAGCGCAAGUUAUGGAUGCCUAGUUUUGAAGCUGCCAUCAACAGAACGUUGGAGGGUGACUUUGCAUUUAUCUCAGACAGACCAAUUUUAAAUUAUGUGGCACGACAAGAUAAACACUGUGGAAAAUUCAAGGUUACUGGCGGGUUUGGUAAUACAUAUGGCUAUGGUUUUGCUUUCGAACUGAACUCGCCAUACACUCCGCUCUUUAAUAUGGAAUUAUUUCGACUUCAAAAUGAAUUCAUUAUAAGCAGUCUCACUCAUAAGUGGACAAAGGAGAGGGUGAAUUGCGAACUGGUGGAUAACUUUGAAGAGCAGCAGCUACUUGGAAGCACUGUCCAGAAGAUGUCCGUCCAAAAUAUGCUGGGUGUGUUUAUCCUGUUGGCUAUCAGUGUUUUGGUUGGCUUCCUUAUCAUGAUCAUGGAGUGGAUUUACGCCUCGGCUAAAGAUGCCAGAAAACGCGUUCAGGGUCGCAAGACAUGCUGCCAAGCAUGCGGGACGAGACUGAUUCAGGCGCUCAGAGACAUGUGCUGCUCUAAAAAGAAAACCACUCUUGACAGUGACAAGACAGAUUAUUGAAUAUGGACGUCAGGUCUUCGUUAUGAAUGAACGGUUGAGUUUGAGCGGGAUCAGCAUUUUGCUUUUUUAAAUUUAAGCUCGCUCAUUACUAAUGAUGUGUUUGAUCCGUUAAUCGUGAAAAUGUUUUGCUUUUUGCUGGGUUAUACUUAUUGAUCAGUUCAAGUUGUUAGCCGAUUAUUUCCCUUUCUUUCAAUCGCCUUACGAAGACGCGGUUCUCAGUUUUUAACGCAGAAGAGGUUGUGUCAUAUUUGUCCAGUUGUCUUCUCCUGAGGCGUUUGAACAAUGGUAUAACAGGCUCAGGCACUUCUCGUUUCAAAUUAGUUGUUGAUAAUUGAUUAGACACAGAAAUCAAUUGAUUAAGCAGCGGAAUGCGGGCCUUACAGUGGGGCUCCUAAGAAGAAAACUUCAUUUCUUUUCGUAGCAAAUAAUUUACGGUAGGGGAAUGUUAUAAAUGUUGAUAAGAAGACGUCCGUUGCUACUUAUAAAAAUAGAUUUUAUAUUAGGAUUUUGAUUCAUCAAUGAUAGACACGCACCAAACGCGAUCGAAGUCAAGAAUAGAUGGCUGCAUUGGCCGAUCUAGAGAGGGAAAGAUGAGCUCGGUUAGCCUAAUCAAAACAGAGGAUUCGCGUCAUUUUGAUCAGCGGCACUGCCAGCCAUCUAAUCAGAAGAAUUAUUCGUUAGAAUUUCUGGAAGAAUUACUCGUUUUUAUUACUCGUUAUCAAAAACACACAAAAAAGAAAAGAAAAAAAAAAGAAAAGAAAUCGGCCAAUGUUCAGCCACCUUGACCUCAUACUUGGUCAAUGACUCAGGCAUGAUAUCAGUUGUAGACUUGUGUUGUUAUAACAAAUGUUUAAUCUUUCAAGUUCAGUUGGACAGCGCCCCCAUGCAUGCCUUCCUUUAGUUAAUAUGUCAGCAUGUAAUUUAGAGUUUACUGAAUCGUAACUAAGAAUCAGAAAGAGGGAGAGAGAGAGAAAGAGAAAGAGAGAGGGAGAGAGAGUGAUCGAACAGAGUUAGUCAGUUGAUCCGAGUUACACAGAAUGAGAUUAAAGUAAACAAAAAACAGGUUGAGAGUC